Hydra vulgaris (swiftwater hydra) is the source of this 1235-nucleotide messenger RNA. Its product is annotated as E3 ubiquitin-protein ligase rnf146. The record is from RefSeq and is a predicted model, not a curated record. Gene Ontology annotation, biological process: ubiquitin-dependent protein catabolic process; Wnt signaling pathway. Gene Ontology annotation, molecular function: ubiquitin protein ligase activity; zinc ion binding; poly-ADP-D-ribose binding. Gene Ontology annotation, cellular component: cytoplasm; nucleus. Lineage: Eukaryota; Metazoa; Cnidaria; Hydrozoa; Anthoathecata; Hydridae.
UCUAUCUAUCUUGAUCAUCAAUAUUUAACGCGUAAAAAUAUGGCAAAGCUUAUGGUAAUAGCGUAUAUGUAUGGCAAUGCGUUUUGUAACUAGCCAAUUUAAUAAUAAAAACAUUCGCAAUUUUAAUUACUGAAACUCAGAAAAAGCAUUCGUUAGAAUGACAUAUUGUUGGGUAGAUAGCAAUCCUGAUUGUGCAGUUUGUUUACAACAAUGUCUGCAACCAGUUCAACUACCUUGUAAACAUAUCUUCUGCUUUUUGUGCCUUAAAGGCUUUGCCUACAGGAGCAAAAGGUGUGCUUUGUGUCGAAGUGUAAUCGAAUUAGAAUACUUCAACAACCCUAUUAUUAUUAAAGUUCGAGAAAAAGAGGAUGUUAGCUCGAGUACAUCUAAUAAAGUUAGUGUAAAUUUAUCAACACCAUCAAUUACAUAUAAUUGGUUUUAUGAAGGGCGCAAUGGUUGGUGGCAAUAUGAUGAGCGUGCAUCAUUAAUUCUAGAGAAAGCAUUUUCUAACAGCAAAAAAAAUUGUGAGAUACUGAUAGCUGGUUUUCUUUAUGUUGUAGACUUUGAACGAAUGGUUCAAUAUCGCAAAGAUAACUUAGCUCGAUUGCGCAAAGUUAAGCGAGAUUCCGACAGUACUGAUCUUAAAGGAGUAGCAGGAAUAAAGCUCCCGAAAGAGAUUGAAAACAAACCUGAUUCAAAAAAUGUUAUAAACAAAAAGGAACUUUUAACAAAUACUUCUGACAAUCAACUUAAUAAUAAUCAAGAGACUUUAGCUACAGAAAGACCCUUUAUAAAUCUUGCAUCAGAUUUAUCCCAGAAUAGCAGCGGUGUAAAUGAAGUGUUAUAUGGGAUUCAGCAAGUUGCUUUAAAAGAUUAACUUAAAAUACGAAAUGUUGAAACAUUUUAAUUGCCAGAAAAGAUGAAAUUAGUGUUACAAUAUCAAUUUAUCAAAAAAAGAGAUUUUUUUACUAAGCGGAGAAUAUAUCUAUUUAUUAUAAAAUUAUUUUUUGUUUGUCUCGUUUAUUUUUUUAAAAUUUUAAAUUUGUGAUUGUUGAAAAUAAAAAUUUCUUUUAGUUAAAUUAAUGCUUUUUUUUCCUAUUGUUUAGUUUUGUUUGCUAACUCAGUUUUAAUAUGGACUUAUAUCAUACUUUAUUACAGUAAACACAUCAUCUUUUAAAUUAUAACUAUAUUUGAUGUCCUAUCGUUAAUUUUUUCAAUUAAAAUGGUUCAAAGAA